Molecule: messenger RNA, 825 nt
Organism: Penicillium malachiteum
Lineage: Eukaryota; Fungi; Ascomycota; Eurotiomycetes; Eurotiales; Aspergillaceae
Exons: 3
Coding region: 1-825 (274 amino acids)
Cellular component (GO): cytoskeleton
Molecular function (GO): actin filament binding
Source: RefSeq, a predicted model, not a curated record
AUGUCUCCAGCCGCAAUAACAGGAUCACCCUUACCACCCGUGGCUCAAGUCACUAAACCCCAACUUGAGGAUGUCGACGCUAUGGCCACGAUGGCACACCGAGGCAAGGCCCUACCCGGCAUCCCGCAAUUCGAUUCGCACGCAGAGAAGAGACAAUGGCAACUCGAGCAUAUGGCAGGAGCCUUCCGAGUAUUCGCUCGCGAAGGGUAUGCUGAGGGGAUCUCAGGACACAUUAGUGUGCGCGAUCCCGAAUUCGAAGAUCGAUUCUGGAUAAACCCUCUUGCGGUACACUUUGGUCUGCUGAAAGCCAGUGAUAUGAUCUGCAUUGACCUUGCUGGCGAUGUGAUUCAUAGCUCAGUGCAUCGGGCUCGAAAGGAUGUGCAUGCCAUAUGUCAUACUCACUCAGUCCAUGGUCGGGCCUGGUCUGCAUUUUCAAAGCCUCUUGAUAUGAUUAAUCAAGAUGUCUGCUACUUCUACAAAGCUCAUUCGGUAUACUCUGACUAUGGCGGCAUUGCCAACGAAGCUUCUGAAGGACAGCGUAUUGCUCAGAGUCUGGAAGGUGGGAAAGCUGUUAUUCUAAUGAAUCAUGGUCUGUUGACAGUGGGUCAAACAGUUGAUGAGGCAGCUUCUCUUUUCUGCUUGAUGGAAAGAAGCUGUAAGAUUCAGUUGCUUGUCGAUCAGACUGAGCUUGAGAAGCACAUCGUGAGUGAUGAAGAGGCUGCUUACAAUUUCAAGAUGGCGAGCACUCCCGAGUGUCUAUAUACCGAAUUUCAACCUCAUUACCAGUAUGAGGAGUCCUUGUCCUGUGGAAAUUUCAAGGCCUAA